Molecule: messenger RNA, 2447 nt
Organism: Erythranthe guttata (spotted monkey flower)
Lineage: Eukaryota; Viridiplantae; Streptophyta; Magnoliopsida; Lamiales; Phrymaceae
Product: ALBINO3-like protein 2, chloroplastic
Biological process (GO): protein insertion into mitochondrial inner membrane from matrix
Cellular component (GO): mitochondrial inner membrane
Molecular function (GO): protein binding; membrane insertase activity
Source: RefSeq, a predicted model, not a curated record
AGCAUUACUCGAUGCACAAUAAACAAUAUUGGUUUAGGUUUUUGACAAAUGUUCAUAUAUUUAUACAUAUAUCAAGAGCGUAGACAACAUUUUAAUAGCAUAUUGGAGUCGAUGUCACUUUCCACCAACGCAUCAUUCGAAGCCUCGAAACCAAAGUGUUUGACGGAUAUGCUUUUUCAUGGGAAAAUAUGAUGGACGAGAAAUUAUAAUUUGGUUGAAUUAAAUUGGAAAUAACAUGUAAUUGUAAUUGUAAUUAUGAUAACAUUUCAAAGUAGAUAUAAAAAUAAAAACCUUUUUCUAAAUGUAUUUAUUAAAAUGACUAUUUUGCUUAAACCGGAAAUCCUUUUAAUUUCAGCACGCCCAAUACAAUGGCAAUGCGGCUAUUGUCGAAACUCCGCCGCCAUCGGCCAUCGCCGCUGCCGCCGCCGCCACUCAUCCAUCUAUACUCCCACUUCUCUUCCUCUCCAUCUUCUUCAAAUUCCUUAUUCGACAGCACAAUCCACCACCACAGCCACCACAAUGGGCUGCGUAAUUACAAUCCUCGAUUCUCAUCAAAGCUGCACUCGCUCCCACCUCGCGGUGGCUUCUCAAUUUCUCGACGAUUCUCCACUGAUCCCAGUUUUCCUGACCCGGACGAGCGAUUUCUUCCAGUCAAAACUCUCAUAUCGUUGCUCGAUUCUUACCACGAUGUUACUGCCUUCCCUUGGUGGGUGAUAAUUGCUUCAUCCACAGUGGCGAUGCGGCUUACCAUAUUUCCUCUAAUCGUUGUACAACUUAAAAAAUUGAAGACCAUAGGGGAGCUAUUACCUAAAUUACCUCCACCAUUUCCACCACCUCUGUCAGGAAGAAGUUAUAGGGACCAGUUUUCCCUUUUCUUGAAGAAAAAGAAGGCUGCCGAGUGCCCUUCAGUCUUUUGGUUCUUUUCGUCAUUUGCUGUCCAGGUCCCUUGCUUUUUCUUGUGGCUCAUGAGUGUUCGUAGAAUGUCACUGGAUCAUCACCCGGGUUUUGAUAUUGGAGGAACUUUAUGGUUCCAGAACUUGACUGAGUAUCCACAUGGUGUGCUGGGGCCUAUUCUCCCAUUGCUUAUUGCAGGCUUGCAUUUUACCAAUGUGCAGAUCUCUUUUAAAAAAUCAUCACUUCAACAUUUACCAGGGUCCUUAGGAUUAUUAGUAAAGAUAUACAGGAUUUAUUUGCGAGUGCUGACACUUCCUAUUAUGAUUGCUGCAUUGAAUAUUCCCCAGGGGAGCUUAGUGUAUUGGUUUACAAAUAGUACAUUGAGUCUGAUACAGCUGUUAUUGCUUAGUAAUCCAGAUGUUCUUGAGUAUUUUGGGCUUCCUAAGAAAAAUGCUCUAGCAGUCGCCCCAACUUUGAAAGAAACAGGCAGCACGGCGGGCCUAGCCGAUUUCACUAUAGUGACAAAGAAGGGAGAAAUCUCCGCUCAAAGCCUAUCACCUGAGGAAUUGGUUUCUUUUGCAAUCAAAAUCUUAACCGAUGGCCGUAAGGAUCAUGCAAUUAGAUUACUAAGACUUGCUCUGGAAAAGGAUCCUGAACAUGUAAGAGCUUUACUUAUUAUGGGGCAGACGCUGCUACAAAACAAACAAUUUGCCGAGGCAACCGACUCCUUAGAAAGUGCAAUUUCAAAGCUCCUUGUGGCUGGCUCUCCUACUGAAGUUGAAGAAAUUGAUCUUUUGAUUCUUUCAUCGCAAUGGGCGGGUAUUGCCAAUGUUCAGCAGGGGAAGAUGGAGGAGGGUCUGGUGCACCUGGAAAGAAUAGGUCAACUAGAAGAGCCUCAAGAUUCAAAGAGCAAGGCCCACUACUAUGAUGGUAUACUUAUUCUUUCAAGUGCUUUACUGAAUGUGGGGCGCAAAGACGAGUCAAUGGAGUACUUGCAGAAGGCCGUUGCAUAUAAUCCUGCCUACAGUGUUUAUAUUGAAAGCUUGGAAAAUGAUUCAAAGGAUUUCGCGGGUGAUCUAGCUAACAGCAGGAGAGAUUUCUGAGUGAGUGUCAUUCUUUCUUUUGCAUUUAGUUACGCAGAAACAUAUUUGGUCCAAUUCUUUUAGUUACGCAGAAACAUUCUUUCUCAGCUAAUGGUAAUAAUACCCCCUCUGUGAAGAGGGGUUUAUUAGAUGCUACCCCAGUGAAAUACACCGGGUGAGAACUCACCAUACAAAAUUAAACAUCACCACCCACACGUGUGUGUUUUUAGGUGCAAAACCACCCGGUGUAUUUCACAGUAGCGUCUACAUUAUACAAGGCCAGAAUCAGGCUUGCACUAUAAUUAGGAACAGCCCAACGACAAGGCCUAUAAGGCAGGCCUUGGGCCUCCAAAAGCCCAAAUUCUUACGAUAAAGUUAAUGAUGUGGCUUCGGAGAAACGAGCAGUUAUAAAUUCAUCUAUACGAGUUUAUUUGAUAUUUAUCUAAAUAAAUUAUGAAAAUAAUUAUUUUA